AUGAAAACCGGCCCUAUAGCCUGGUUGUGCGCUUUGGUGCUAUUGCCACAUUCCAAGGCUGAAUCUAGCACUACUGCAGCAACCUCAAAGAAUGUCCCACUAACAACAUGGACUGCUGAGCUUCAAUUCCCAACAGCAGCCUUUGACUCUUAUUACCGAGAGCCAUCUCUGGAGCAGCAACCACAACCAAUCGUACACAAUGUACUCAACAACAAAUCCUUUUCCAAUGACAUCGCAGACCCAGCACAUGUUAACGACAUUGUGCCAAAUCAAGUGAAUUUUCCUGAUCCAUAUCCCCUUCCGGAGAACAAGGAUGCAACAGCAUUGUUUUAUCAGUCAAUCGAUACUGCAGCCGGCAUCAUCAAUGGAUCCGCUGGUGUUGAGGGAGGAUGUACGAGAUGUCUCGCAGCCAUCACUGCCGCUCAAGUUCUGGCUCGUGCUGCGCCCAACAAUUUCUCCGAUGCAGCCAUUCGGCUGUGCAAACUAGUCAAGUUCAAGCCUGAUGAUGAUUGCGAGCGUGACUAUGCAAGACAUUUACCCGAAGUUACAGUGUGGGCCCAAGUUCUGCAGGCUGCAAAUUUGUUCGAGAAUGACGGUCAGUUUAUCUGCAACAGUAUGUUCGGACAAAGUUGGUGUGACAAACCUGAGGCGAGGGAGAUGAAACUCAAUUUUAGCACUGAGAAGCCUGCAAAUGCAACCGCUCCACCUCCAAGUGGACAGCGUGUAAAGGUUUUGCACCUCUCAGACCUCCAUCUUGAUCCCCGCUAUACGGUCGGCGCUGAAGCAGUAGACUGUCCUUCCGUUGGUUGCUGCCGGCCAGACCCAGACAACAAAAUCGAGAUUCAGCACCCAGCCCCUCUAAAUGGUCACCCAAAUUGUUAUACUCCACUCUCCCUGCUCACAUCGGCAUUAUCGUCAGUCGCGCCACUUAUUGGGAAGGAUUCGACGGCUCCAGGCACUAUUGAGUGGACUCUGUUCACUGGAGAUGUAUUGCCUCGUGAAAAGGCGAAAUUUCGAAAUGAUGAAUACCUUGGGUUCGUUCAAUCCACUGUUUUCAAGACCCUGAAAUAUUUCCUUCCCCAGAGUCCGGUGUUCCCAGUAUUGGGUGCUCUAGACGCGUUCAAUGAGGAACCAUCGAUACGACACCCUCUGACUGGGGCGAUGAAGGAUUUGCAGUCCCAAAACUACGACCGUAUGAAGGCCAUCAUUGAUGCUAAUCAAUGGCUUGGUAAGGAUGAAAGCGCUGCAAUAGGACCUCAUCAUAUGGGCUACACAGCGUUGCACCCCAAGUAUCCGAAAUUACGAAUUAUCGCUUUGAAUACUAAUUUCUGGUGGCUACAACACUAUUAUAACUAUGUCAACACUACGACUCCCCAGGACUCGAUAAUCCUGUCAGAUUUGAUCGGCUGGCUUCUGCUGGCUGAGAAGGCUCAAGAGCGAGUUUGGAUUGUGGGUCAUAUACCUCCUUUCGCCGAACAAUCCCUUCCAGAUCAUUCAGGGGCAUUCUAUCAAGUUGUGGAACGAUUCACACCCCAUGUCAUUGCCGGUAUCUUCUUUGGCCAUCAACAUACAGAUUCUGUGACCAUUUUCUACAAGGCUGGAGGUACUGAUGUGACCAAAGAGGGCAAGGUGGCCAUUGCUGCUUGGCUUGCACCUUCCCUGUCUCCAAAAAAUGGAAACCCGUCAUAUAAAGUGUACGAUGUUGACACCGGUGAUUUCGGAAUUUAUGAAUCGCGGACAUUUUUCACGAAUGCUUCGACCCUAGCGACUGCAUCUGCGACAGAACCGAAUGCAGGUACCGAUUCAGAAGACAGCCAAGGGCCUGAUUCGUCUGGCUUAAUAUGGGAACUUGGUUGUGAUGCUAGGCAAGUAUAUGCAAAAGCAAGCAAUUGGCCUUCGACAAGCGCUCUCAAUGGGGCAUUCUGGCACAGAGUGGGAAAUGCGAUGUUGAAAGAUACAGCUUCCCCCAACAACAAUCUGGCAGCAAUUUACCAUAUGUACAGAUCCACACGUGUCGAUGGCAAAGAUGUGACAGGAAAUUGCGAUGAAGCAUGUGUGCAAGCUACUGUUUGUCGGAUGAGAGCAGCGAAAGAAGCUCUCUGGAACAAGUGCGGUAGUGACGAAGUCACAAAGAAUGAAACAGGAAGCAAUGGAUCCACCUCUAAACGAAGUGAGGGCUCGGCAAUCGAUCUUGAGAUCGAUAUAUUUAUUGACCCCAAUGAUCCCGACAUUGCUUCCAGUGGCAAUCAGCCUCACGCGGAAAAGAGAUGGAGGUUAGGCUUUUGGUCAAAGACGGGCGCCAUGGCUGCCGGAUUCGCUGGUUCUGCUUCACGCCGCGCAGCCACUCAGAAAUCUCAAACCCAGGGACAGUCUCUACUAUCUACUGCAUCCGACUAUAGCACUCAAAUAACAACCGUUACAGGGACCUUGACGAGCACCGUUACUAUUGGAUCAGAGAACGGUGAAUCUAGUUCCAUUGCCAAGCGAGCUGAGGAUACAGAUACUGAACAUGAUGUGCCGCUGGAGGCUCGUGGUGAUUCUAGUAAUUAUGGUAAUUUUGGAGACUACAAAUUUACGAGUGCAAUUUUGGGAGCAUCGACAGAAGCAAUGACAGGCCUGUGGGGUGCUGAACAGCAUUCGGAUUUGCAGACCGAGGUUGAAGGACACCAGUCCACAGGUUAUCAGAUACUCAACCAAGUUACAUCUGCAUUGAAGGGACAGUCUACUUGGACGGUAAUCAGUGGGAGUGGGGCCACUACUAUGGCGCCUAAAGCCAAAAAAAAGCCUAAGCGUGCAGAGGAAACAUGGUCGCAGGACAGGAGUCCAACGGACGAGACUUCCACAGAGUCUGGAGACAGUGAUUGGGAAGACAGAUCGGUACCUGAGCAACCUGAAGGCCAUGGUGAAGAAGCUCAAAUGCUCACGGACGGCGCGGGGAUUGCAGACCGGCCACAGUCUAAGAGAUCCCAGGCUCCUGCAGAUGCCCCGGACACUACAAAAACGUCUUCACCAAACGUACCUACUAAUGAGGCUUCGGAUGAAGGGCCAGAGCCGUCUCGAGAUUUCCCUAUUUAUAGGCCGGAUGAAUCCCUGAAUGGCCAGAUACUGCGAAGGCGACCUGCCUCAGACAGUGAUCCUGGGACACCCAACACAGCAACCCAGGCAAACUCUCUCACUGAGUAUCAGGCGAUUCCCGACAUUACACCAACCCCUUUCCCAGAUAUAGAUGACUACAAUGACCUUGAAACUCUGUCAACCGGUAUUGACAUGAUUAACCGAAGAGAUGCAAACCGCAAACCAGGAUGUGUGUCUAUGAAAUCGUCAUCAAUCUGUUCUGGGACCAAGACUUAUGUGGAAUACACGCCUGAGCAGAGGCAACAGAUUCUCAAGGCUUAUCAGGAGGCCUUUACUGGUGGUAAAUCGGUUUACAACAACCUCAUGAAGACGAUGUCACGAAAGACAACAUCGCGAUGGUCGACCUGGACGGAAAACUUUUCUGCACCAGCCUCGAAACGAGACUAUGACAUCCCUGGAUGCACAAGUAACGACAAUGGUCUAGUCUGUACGCGUGUCACGGAAGUGGCCGACGAUUUUGUCGACAAGAGAAGUGCGAUGCCUGAACCAACUGCUGAGCCUGAGCCUGAUCCUGAACCGGGUAAUAAAAUGCUCAGUAUAUGGAUGUCUGUGUUGUCAAGCGUUUCCAGAGAACAGGAUAGGACUCACGUAGCCCAUUUCACUACCUCAAACCCCAAAAAGAGAAAUGCUGAGCCUGAACCGACUGCCCAGCCACAGCCUGAACCUGAACCUGAAGGUGACUCAAAGGAACAAAUGUGGAGUAAAUUGAAAGCCAUGGUGAAAAGCAAGAAUGAAGGAGCCACCAUGCGCGUAUCUCUAUCUAAGAGAAAUGCUGAGCCUGAACCGACUGCUCAGCCACAACCUGAACCUGAACCUGAACCAGGAGUAAUGAAUAAAUACGUGAGCCUUAUGAUUUCCAAAAUGUUAGCUCUCAGCGUUUCAGAAACCUGGACUCCUUGGUCAACAGGCAACACCAACAACCUCCAUGACCCCACAUGGAUAGGGCCCCCCAGCAAGAGGACUGCCCAGCCUGCGCCGACUACGGAGCCUGAGUCUUUGUCGACAACAGUUUUCGAAGAUUCCCACACAUUACCAACGCCUUAG
Exophiala bonariae is the source of this 4179-nucleotide messenger RNA. RefSeq lists its product as uncharacterized. The transcript is spliced from 2 exons. The record is from RefSeq and is a predicted model, not a curated record. Gene Ontology annotation, molecular function: phosphoric diester hydrolase activity. Bases 1 to 4179 code for a protein of 1392 amino acids. NCBI's taxonomy places the organism in Eukaryota, Fungi, Ascomycota, Eurotiomycetes, Chaetothyriales, Herpotrichiellaceae.